Pseudoliparis swirei is the source of this 2796-nucleotide messenger RNA. RefSeq names its product arylsulfatase B (gene arsb). Bases 137 to 1669 code for a protein of 510 amino acids. NCBI's taxonomy places the organism in Eukaryota, Metazoa, Chordata, Actinopteri, Perciformes, Liparidae. The transcript is spliced from 8 exons. The record is from RefSeq and is a predicted model, not a curated record.
UCGUAUAUCAUCACAAUGAAGGGACUCACCAGUUAACGAAGCCACGUUUACGUCUUUCUUUAACCGACACAUAAAACCCAACGGACGCUCUCGACAAACUAUUUCGACUAACGAGGCUCAGACCUAGAAACUAGCGAUGGACUUUUCGCUUUUCAUAAGUGUGUUUUGUGCAAGUUUUCCGGUGUCUUUAGCAGCGCGGCCGCCUCACGUCGUCUUCAUCCUUGCGGAUGACUUUGGUUGGAACGAUGUCGGCUAUCACAACUCUGAGAUCAUCACCCCGAACCUGGACAAGCUGUCGGCAGGAGGAGUCCGGCUGGAGAACUACUACGUCCAGCCCCUGUGCACACCGUCCAGGAACCAGCUCAUGACCGGGAGGUACCAGAUCCACACGGGCAUGCAGCAUCAGAUCAUCUGGCCCUGUCAGCCCUACUGUGUGCCUCUGGAGGAGAAACUGCUGCCUCAGCGCAUGAAGGAGGCGGGCUACGACACACACAUGGUGGGCAAGUGGCACCUGGGCAUGUACAAGAAGGAGUGUCUGCCCACGCGCCGCGGCUUCGACACAUACUUUGGCUACCUGUCGGGCAGCGAGGAUUACUUCACUCAUGUCUCCUGCACUCGCAUCGCGGCUCUGAACAUGACUCGCUGUGCGUUGGACCUGCGGGACGGAGAGGAGGUCGCCACGGGAUACCAAGGAGUUUAUUCCACUGAGAUGUUCAGCGAGAGGGCAACCGGAAUUAUUGAAAAACACAACCCUGAUAAGCCGCUCUUCCUCUACGUGGCGCUGCAAGCCGUCCACAGUCCCCUGCAGGUGCCCGAGCGCUACCUGGCCCCCUACGGUUUCAUCGAAGACCCCCAGCGCAGGCUGUACGCCGGCAUGGUGUCCGCCAUGGACGAGGCGGUGGGCAACAUCACUCGGUCUUUGCAGGAGCGGGGCCUUUGGGACGACACGGUCCUGGUGUUCUCGACGGAUAACGGCGGUCAGACGCUGAGCGGCGGCAGCAACUGGCCUCUGCGAGGGAGGAAGUGGUCUCUGUGGGAAGGCGGGAUCCGGGGAGUCGGCUUCGUCGCCAGCCCGCUGCUGAAGCGACCCGGGACCGUCUGCCGGGAACUCAUCCACGUCUCCGAUUGGUUGCCGACCCUCGUCGGCCUGGCAGGAGGGUGCAACUCCUCGAGGCCGCUGGACGGGUUCAACGUGUGGAACGCAAUCAGCAAAGGAUUUGCCUCUCCCCGACUGGAGCUGCUGCACAACAUCGACCCUCUGUAUGUCGACAUCGCUCAAUGUCCUGGCAAGCGGAGUCGGCGUACUUCGGCUCAGGCGGUCGACGGACGCCUCCGGCCCGACGGCGGCUUCAAUGUGUCCAUUCACGCCGCCAUCCGAUCCACCCACUGGAAGCUGCUGACUGGCUACCCGGGUUGUGACGUUUGGUUCCCGCGGCCCGGCCACAACGAGUCCGACGGCCCGCGGGAUCCUCUGAAGCCCGUGAUGCUGUUUAACAUCGAAAAGGAUCCGCAGGAGAGGGACGAAGUGUCCGCCUCCUUCCCCGGCAUCGUGGAUAACCUCCUCAGCCGGCUCCACCAGCACCAGAGGAGCGCUCAGCCGAUCAACUUCCCCGACGAGGACCCCCGGUGUGAUCCGGGCCCCUCUGGAGCCUGGGGACCCUGGGCUUGAGCGGCGGUGAGGGCGUGAAGGUGGAUGCACUUGGCGGGUAUCGCGGGGACAUUUGUUUUACUCUGUUGACGACAUGAAGACGGAUCACAGCGGUCUAAAAUCGCUGAUUCUGUUGGGGGUUUUUUAAUCCGAAUUUUUAUACACGGGCGACUAGAGCGUCCCGGCUCUGAGAUGCUUUCCGAGGUUUAGUCGAAGCGAAUGCGUAAACGGCGUCAGCUACACAUGUUGCUGAUCAGUAAAGACUAUCUCCCCCCCCCCCCCCCAUCGGUGCUUCAGGUAUUUACACUUCAUUUAUCUACAGUUGACAAGCCACAGGCUCCUUUGCAUGUGGUGUCAAACUUGUUUUUAAACCUGGGAGAAAUGGUAUAAGGUAUAUUUUUUUAGGUGCUUUUUAAGGAUCGUGCGGGAGAGAGCAAAACGUGAGCUGCGUUCAAGAGAAUGCAGACGCUCGUAACGUUUUUUUAUAUUUUUGAUUUCGAUGCGUAACUUGUCUUCAGACUCCACGCAGCGGCGCAGCGUUGUAGCAUCUUUUAGCUCGUUGUUUCGGUUGAGUCCCACAGCUCUCAUCUGUGUACGUCCCGUCAGCAGCAGGAACCUUUUUAAAGUAAACAAGCUCUGAGAAACAAACAAUCCUUCUUUCCCCCCGUCACCAAAUAGCAGACGACCAAAGCUUGUAUCUUCAAAGAUAUAUAUUUUUUAUAUUUUGUCUUCUUGAAAUGAAAUGACAAAUAAAAAAAUAAAAAGUUUAAAUCCACUUUUUCGCUGGAAGUUUGGGGAAAUAUUAAAUAUGGACAUCCAUUAGAUCAUGAAAAUAUCUUUUUAAAUAUGUAACCAGUAAAUAUGUAAUCGUGCUCCUAACUGCUGGAAGUGUAAAUAUGCAACUGUUUGCAAACAUGAUCUUUUAUGAGUUGAUAAUAUAUAAAUGUUUUCGUAUUUCCCCUAAAAAUAUGAAUGCAGGGUUAAAAUAUGUUGCUUUGAUUGAACUGCGCUGUACUUUUGGUUUUUUUUAAUGAAUUGUUUACAUCACGCUAUUCGUAAGUGCUACUUGUCAAGGCUCAAGAUGUGUUGCCGAAUGUGUGUGUUUUGUCUGGUGAAAAAAAAACAUAAUAAACAAGAGGUGAGAAUGA